UGGCCUCUGGCUUCUAGCCACUUCCCUCGUGCUAUGGCCCCGAAACGGCUAUCUGCGCUCCUGCCUCAGUCCAAGAAACCGAAAUCGGCUCCUUCCCCGAAACUGGAGGACAAGUCGGCCUCUCCCGCCCUGCCGAAGGGAGAAAAAGAACAGCAAGAAGCAAUUGAACAUAUUGACGAAGUACAAAAUGAAAUAGACAGACUUAAUGAACAAGCAAGUGAGGAAAUACUAAAAGUAGAACAAAAAUAUAACAAACUCCGCCAACCGUUUUUUCAGAAGAGGUCAGAAUUGAUCGCUAAAAUCCCAAAUUUUUGGGUAACCACAUUUGUCAACCAUCCACAAGUGUCUGCACUGCUUGGGGAGGAAGACGAAGAGGCUCUGCAUUAUUUAACCAGAGUUGAAGUAACAGAAUUUGAAGACAUUAAAUCAGGUUACAGAAUAGAUUUUUAUUUUGAUGAAAAUCCCUACUUCGAAAAUAAAGUUCUCUCCAAAGAAUUUCAUCUGAAUGAGAGUGGUGACCCAUCCUCAAAGUCCACUGAAAUCAAAUGGAAAUCUGGAAAGGAUUUGACAAAACGCUCGAGUCAAACACAGAAUAAGGCCAUCAGGAAGAGACAACACGAAGAGCCAGAGAGCUUCUUUACCUGGUUUACUGACCACUCUGAUGCAGGAGCAGAUGAGCUAGGAGAGGUCAUCAAAGACGACAUUUGGCCAAACCCCUUGCAGUACUAUUUGGUUCCUGAUAUGGACGAUGAAGAGGGAGAAGCAGAAGAUGAUGACGAUGAUGAAGAAGAAGAAGGCUUGGAAGAUAUUGAUGAAGAAGGAGAUGAAGGUGAAGAAGAUGAUGAUGAAGAUGAUGAUGAAGGGGAAGAAGGAGAGGAGGAUGAAGGCGAGGAUGACUAGCACAGAAGACUGAUGGAUUCCGACCCUCUUUUUUAUUUUCUUUUUUUAAAAUUUUCUCCAGUCCCUGGGAGCAAGUUGCAGUCAUUUCCCUCCCGUCCCCAAUCCCUCUUGUGCUCAGUUGCCCUGUUUUUGAGGUCUCGCUUCUCAACACCAUGGUUCUCAAUUUAUUUUGGGGGAAAUGUCUUGAGCAGA
Arvicola amphibius (Eurasian water vole) is the source of this 1092-nucleotide messenger RNA. Its product is annotated as protein SET-like. Lineage: Eukaryota; Metazoa; Chordata; Mammalia; Rodentia; Cricetidae. Gene Ontology annotation, biological process: nucleosome assembly. The coding region runs from base 34 to 900 and encodes 288 amino acids. The transcript has a single exon. Gene Ontology annotation, molecular function: chromatin binding; histone binding. Gene Ontology annotation, cellular component: chromatin; nucleus. The record is from RefSeq and is a predicted model, not a curated record.